UCUCUUGCGGUAAUGUGACGGACUGUGGGAAUCCAUUUAAAGAUGGCCGCUGAUCGAACAACGUCACGACUUUAUAGCUAAAGAAAUCUGUGAAAAACCGUUGACUUUCGUUGUCGCGAGCAACGUUUCUGAUCGAAAAAUCACAGAUUCGAAGAGAAUGAACUAGUUUUCCGGAAGAAAUAUGAAUUGUCAUCAAAUAUUAAGCGGAGCCUGUAAUGCAGGAGAUCGUUGUUACGCCGUCGGUUCCGUCGAGGGCAUUUCUUUUACUGCAUACGCGGCAGGCUGCAACAUUGUAAUCCUUGCCAGUAACUUUGAACGGGUUCAAAUAAUCCCAGGAGCUGUGCACAAUUAUAUAAGGAUUAGUUGCUUAGAUUGCAGUACAGAUACAGGGAAAAUAGCAGCAGCCUAUGAAAAUCAAGUCUGCAUUUUCGAGCCGACGCCGUUAAUCCAUAGCACUUGCUCUCACCAAUUGGAAUACCGAUGGGUACAAACCGGUAGUUUACAAACGGAAUCGAACAUUAGUUCUCUGUCAUGGAAUUUAGAAGGGACAAGGUUAUUAACCGGAGGAGAACUUCUGCAAUUAUGGCAUCAAAAUAUAACUCCGUUUCAAGAAGAACAUACAAAGGUGAAUGUGUCGCAAAUGGGAGAAACCAUUGCUGCCGGAAGAAAAGAAAGUACUCUGAACGCUCUUCCAGACUCUGGCACCGUCACUUUUUCGAUCGGCGGAGAAGCAGACAGUCCCGCGCCUGGAGAUUCGACCAACGGAAACGAACCGGGCACUUGGAAUUGCGUUUGGAAGUGUCGCACUGCCACGCCGGUGCAUCUUAUGAGUUUCAGCCCUGACGGCACAUUAUUUGCAACUACGGGCUUCAACGAUAGAUUAGUGAAGAUUUGGUUCGAAAACAAGCAAUUAUUUUCGAUGAGGAAUAUGGAUCACAAUCCAAACGUUUCGCAAUCCACUGGCAACGAUAGUUACAGUUUCGUUUAUGUUGCUCAUCCACGUGCAGUCACGCACUUAUCAUGGCGCAAGACUAGCAAAUAUAUGCCAAAAGGUUCUGUUUCCAACAUGCUGGUGACAUCGUGUAGGGAUAAUAUAUGCCGAGUGUGGGCCGAAACGAUACCACCGGAGGUCGAAGGUUUAGCUAAUAUGAGUCAAUUCGAAGGUUCCGACAGACACGGUCAUCAUGGAAAGCAUCGGCAUCAUAAUAUGCACAAACAUCGAUUCAUGCAGCGAUUGAAACACAUGAAAACGUGCUUUCAUAUUCGUCGACACGCAAAGCAGCAACAUCAGGCGGGGCACGUUACAGCUCCGACAUUGCCAACUUUACCUUCAACGUAUUCCGUACACGACUUUCACAAUAAUUAUCAAGGUGCUGGUCACUAUCCGGGAAUGCAUUUUCACUUGGCAGCUAGUAUCAAUGCAGAAACUGAUAUACCGUUAGUACCAAGUUUAAUUACCGGAGAUCCAGAGAGAGAACCAAAUUUUAUUCUUCACUGGUUGAACAAUAAGGAAAUGCACUUUACUCUGCAAGCGGAAAGUAUUUUACAAGAACUCACUCGCAAAGUGGUGGAGAAAGAGGAAGGAUUGCAUCAUCAGGAAAUGGAGCAUGCAGAUCACGAUUCCGAAGAGGAAGGUCCCUUGAAAAAAGGAGUACGAUUGCAACACGUGCAAAAACCAGCAAGCGAUCGAAAUGUUCGAUCGAUCAGCCAAGAAGAUCACAGUAGCGACGAGCAUCACACAUCGCAUCAUAGUUUACCGCACAGCGUACAUUCGCAUCAAAGUCUUAGUAAUACCACGUCUAUCAACUCGAUCGCAACGGACGUAACGUCUUCGAUGAAUCAUGCUCCGGAUUCGUUGGACACUACGAUAGAAACGUUGUUACGAGAUUGGCAUCAUAAUCCGGAUCUACUUUUCUCGAUUCAUCCGAUCGAUGGAAGUUUCUUAAUUUGGCAUAUCGAGUGGUUGGACGAAUACCAUCCGGGAUCGUUUCGGCAAGCACAAAUAUCAUUUUCAACGCGAAUACCUAAUGCUUUCCCGCUUGGCGAUGCCUCGACGAUGAGUCAGAGUGUAUCGAUGUACUCUCAUAAUACCGGCGGCCCUCUAUUAAACAUCCGCGAAGUAGCAAAAUCAUCGACGAAAACAUCCAACGACGGUGCUGAAAUCUCAACACCGUUACCGAGUCUAAUCGAACAAGACGAAGAGCAGUCGACGUUAACGUCGAAAGCGGGUCAAGAACUUUUGAAAAAUAUCGAAAACACGUCCGAUCCUCGAGCCGGUCAGAACGCUUCGGGAAAAGAAAGAGAAGGCCAUACGGAGACUCGCAAGACGAAUCAGGAAACGGUCAACGAUCUAUUAGCGCAUCCUAGUCCAAUUGUUUCCAUGGUAUCGAAGCAUUCGAACGGAACGUUAAACUUAUGGCAACUGACGUUCGCCGAUCGAACCAAGUUCUCGCAAGUAUUGAGUAUCGGACAUGCAUCGAGGGCAUCGGGACAUCGUUUUCGAGUGAACGAUAUUACGUGUCACCCAGUUUUACCGUUGUUGGUGACGACUUCGCAUCACAAUAUACCGGAAUGUUCCGCGCCUCAAUGUCAAGCUAUCGAUUCGAACGAAAGCGCGAGCAGCAAGUCUGGAUUAGCUUCCGGGAAAAUGUCGUCGAAAGAUAUGUCGCCUACCGGGUUUUGUAGCGAGUUGAUACUUUGGCGGGUAGAUACGGUUGGACCUUUAUCGAAGAGCGGUGGAGUUUCGGAAUUGGCGCGUAUCAAUUCUCCCGAGAUUUCGGCGUUCAGUAACGUGGCUUGGAUUCCAACAUUGUUACCGAGCACCACCUUGGGUAAUUUAUCGAAUUCUCCGAGCGCGUGUUUCGUUGCUAGCGACGGGGAGUGUUUAAGAGUUUAUCAAGCAGUGAUCGACGCCAGAACGCUCCUGGCAGAGGUGUCGAGCAGCGAAAGGCGAAGCAGAAUGAUGGAUUCAAUGUCGAGCCUCUCGACGGACAUAUCGUCCGACGAUGGUAUCAGGCAUUCGAUUCACGAUAGGAUCAAGAUAGUGUCGCAGCAAUCAACGGCGAGACCCGGAUGCGUCAUACAACUGGAUGCUAUCGCCGAUGCGACGCAUGACUGGCAAAACACCCAAUUUCUACACGUAUUUCAAGAACAACUGAUCACAGGGGAUAGAAACGAUGAAAAAUCGUCCGGUGUGAACACAUCGGCAAACGAUUUAGGUUUAAUGGAGUCUACGCUGGACGCUAUGGUAGAUUUGCAGCAAUCCGCAAUUUUCGAAGAACCGUUCUACAUAGUAGUUCUAGAGAGAACGCAACACGCUACGACGGUACACAUGUGGCGGUUGAUCAUAGCCUCUCAGCCAGAGACCACUGGGCUGUCGGGAUCGAUGAUGUACGUACCAGAUUCGCAUUUGGUACAAGACGAGGAGGAGGAGGGGGGUACGCCUGGAAGGUACAUCUAUUCGGAGGGUAAAAGAUCUCGCAGGCCGAGUCAAACGCGUCGAGAUAGUCAAGGUGAAUUCGACGCGUUCUUUCAUAGGCGUCCUCAGAAUAGUCACGUUCGCAUCACCACCACGAAAGCUUGUACUCAGGAAUUACCGCUACCGGACGGAGUCGAGGUGAUCCAUGCAGCACCGGCCGCUGGUCAUUUGAGCAGUUCUUCCAUAUAUCCUGCUUGUUUCGCACCGUACAUUAUAGUAACAGCGUGCAGCGAUAGCACGAUACGCUUUUGGAAAUGUAAAGUGACGAAGAAUCAGUCGGACGAGAAGCUUCAUUACGAAUGGUGCGAAUGGGAAUUGUUGCGAAAGGAUCAAGAAUCGACGAUCGAUAUUACGGGGCAACCGUUGAACAUAAGCGCCGCGUACAGCGGCCGAAUCGCUUGCGCGUACAAAUACGGGAAAUCGUUCACGCGACCAACCAAGAGCGAUCCCGACUCGCGGUACGUGAAUCUUUGCGUAGCUAUUUACGAGUGCGAGAGCACUGGUGGUAGCGAGUGGAUUUUAGAGGACACGAUACACUUGAAGAACAUACACUUGCCGAGAAUUCCAGUGGAUCAGCACUUGGAUUUGAGCUACCUUUACGACAGUAGGUUUCUACAGAAGAAGCAAAGGUUGACUCAAGUGUUGCAAACGCUCAGUCACGAGGACGUACGAUCGCCGCGGAACAGCGAUAACGGAGAAAGCACGAAAUCGAACGCAGGUUUAUUGGCGGUUCCCUCGUUCAGUACUCUUCAGUCCCUGCGAAAAUCGAUCAUAGAGAACGGCAACACUUGCCCGCUCACGCAGAAGCAUUUGGUACAGCUGGACUGGGUGUCCAAAGAAGACGGAUCUCAUAUUUUGACCGUCGCCGUCGGGUCAAAGAUUAUGCUGUUCACGCCGGUGUGCUCCGAUCUCGCGCAGGCCAAUAUGAAAGCGAUGAAGGAGUCGCAAAGUAACAAUCGACCGAUAUUGCGGAAGGCUUCGUCGUUGGCACAGCCGCAAUUCGUCGAUGAGAUUCGUUGGAUGAAACUGCGAAAGAUCGAGUUGACCACGGCGGAUGGCCUUCCACCUUUGCCCAUGCAAAUCUCUUGGGUGAGGGACGGGAUCUUGGUGGUGGGCAUGGAUUCGGAGAUGCACGUUUACUCGCAAUGGAAGCCGAAUCCGAAGAACGAGUGUUUCCACUCGAAUCUGCAGCAUCAAGAGUCGGACGAGUUCCAGGCGAGUCGGAACUUGCGAGACGAGGAUCUACGAACGUUGGCCAACGAGACCUCGCAGAGGCGAUUAGCGAACGUCUCCUCGAUGCCGCACCUGUCUCGCGUCAGUAGCAUCAACUUGUCGAUGCUCGACGCGAAGAAGAAGCGAGGGAUGCAAAAUGAGAACCUGAAUUUCGAUUAUAUGCCGGACUACGGUCUAUUCGAAGCCUCGCGGAUCGCGUGUCCGGUCCUGCCACAGUAUCAUCCGAAGCAACUGAUGGAGUUGCUCAACUCUGGUAAAAUCCGUUGGGUGAAGGCGAUAUUGGCGCACUUGGUCAGGUGCAUAGGAAGCUCCUGCCCCCUGAGGGCAGACGACGACAGUACGAAGCAACGCGGCGGCGGCGGCGGCGGCGGUACCGGCUGGUCCCGAACGAGGACCAUGUCGGUCAGUUACGUCGGUACCACGUCGCCUCUCGAGCCCAGAGGGUCGACCACGCAGAUUCCGGAGGAGCUCACGUUGGAUUACGCGGAGAUCACCUCGAUAUCUCCGUUGCCCCUUUGGACGCUACUGAUCGCGGACAAGGAGACGAAUCUGCCGCAUCAUCACCAGGCAGAGGACAAACAGGAUUACAAUGAGCUGUUCGAUAGUAACUUGGACGAAGGUGAGUCGUUGGACGACAUGCUGGAAGAAGAUUACGAUUGCUCGCGGCAAAAGGACAGACGUUCCUCGGUCCCGGAAAGACAAGGGAUAUCUCACUUUGGGCCAAGACAAGGCAGAUUGUUGUCACGACUGUUGACGCACGCCCACUUGCCCGGCCUCUCGAGUCUCGAUCAAAUGCAUUUGCUCGCUCUGGCCGAUACCGUGUCGACCUGUAACGUGGAUUUCGCGGAGCGUUUCGCGAUAGAUGCCGCGAAGAACGCGAUCGCGAAAGAAAACUUGACCGGCAUCCCUGACGGAGAAACUGUCUCGACAGAUUCGUUGGACGACUGUGGCCUCCGGUUUCUGUUGGCCAUGAAGCAUUACAACUAUUUGAUUCGUUGCCUUCCACUGGCUCAGAGAGCACAGUUCCAGAAGCAAGGAAUAUCCUCGAACAAUCUCGUCUGGGCAUUCCAUUCCGAGUCCGAGGAGGAACUGCUCGGCCUGAUACCUUCCUACGCGAAGGGUCAGCCAAGGUGGAGCGUGUUGAAAGAACUGGGCGUAGGCUGGUGGAUCAGGAGCAACAUCGCGCUGAAACGGUGCGUCGAGAAGAUCGCGAAAGCGGCCUAUCAAGAGAAACAAGACCCUCUGGACGCCGCGCUCUAUUACCUCGCGAUGAAAAAGAAAAAUCUCGUUUGGGGACUCUUUCGAAAUAAAAGGGACGACAGAAUGACCAGCUUCUUCGCGAACAAUUUCUCGGAAGAUCGUUGGAGGAAAGCGGCCUUGAAGAACGCGUUCGCUUUGCUCGGCAAGCAAAGGUUCGAACACGCCGCCGCCUUUUUCCUCCUGGCUGGUGCGCUCAAGGACGCCAUCGACGUGUGUCUGCACAAAUUGAACGACAUUCAGUUGGCCAUGGUGAUCGCUAGACUCUACGAGGACGACACCACCUCUCCGAAUAUGAGGAGGUUGCUCUACGAGGAAAUAUUAGGGUGCGACAAGGAGGGGCAAAAUCAAGACGUGAACAAAUUCCAUCCGGACCCGUUCCUGCGCAGCAUGGCGCUCUGGAUUCUCAAAGAUUACACAGGGUCGCUGAACACGUUGCUCUUGACGAACGUCGGAACUCUGCAUCCGCAGUACAACGACGAAUCCGAGAAACCCGAGGGCGCGACAGCGAAUCCAAAUGUUUUCAACUUCUACGUCUACCUUCGGACGCAUCCGUUGCUGAUCAGACAAUAUAUCGCGUCCACCGCCCAAGACAAGAAAAAGGGACAUUCGGUGGUAAUAUCGGGAUUUAGUUACGGCGCGGACACGAAAACUCAACCGGACAAGCAACUAACGUUGGAAGACAGUAUUACUCCGUUGGAAAGACAAUUGUACUUUACAACGGCUCAUGCACACUUCAAAGCUGGCUGUCCUGCUCUCGCCCUGGAAGUUCUUUCAAAGUUACCCAGCAAAGUACUGGACACCAAUUGCGAAGACUCGCCGAGUUUGCUAAAUAGUCCGAGCAAGUCCCGAAAACAAGACGCUCAAAUAGAUACGGGUAUCAUAAGCUGGGACGAUCAUUCGAAGCAAACCAACGACAACGAAGGUACGUUAGGCGGAAUAGACUGGUCCCAACCAGUGAGCAAUAAAGCGGAGGAGGAGUUGGUGUUAAAUUGGGACGACGAUGUGGCUGAAAACAACGAUACAGACAGUCCUCCGUUGAGUAUGAAACUAGACGGAAAGGAAGCCGAUGACGGCAAGUCGAUGGAAAAGGAUGAGAAGCCUGGAAAAUCGUCGAGUGGUUCGUUGGACAUUAUGGCGCAACAGUUGAAAUUCGUGGCUUGUUUAAAAAUUCUAAUGGAAGAGCUGUCGACUUUGGCAACGGGUUUCGAAGUGGACGGUGGGCAACUCAGAUACCAGUUGUACGUGUGGCUCGAACGGGAGGUCGACGCUCUUAGACAACUUUGCAGCUAUAGCGCCAACUCGGACGGAGACGCGUGCAACGUUUCGGAAUACGAAGGUGGAGGCAUGGUGGACGACAUACAAUCGUACAGCAGGCCCGGCGAACAACCGACGUUGCACGAAAUACUGGUAGCCGAUAAAUUAGAUUUCGAAGCCAAGGUACAGAGAGCCGUACGAAGAAAGAAAUGGUUGAAAGCGAACGAAACUCUUUUACGAACAUUACUAUCCUAUUGCUCGUUGCACGGAGCAUCGGGUGGAGGCUUGGCAUCGGUAAGAAUGGAGCUCGUCCUUCUAUUGCAAGAAUUGCAACAAGAAAAGACGCAACAACAGUUACUCAGCCCGCUGCCGUUCCCGACCACUCUUCCGCUGUUGAGCGCCAGUGUAGCUUGCAAUAAGACGGUCGUGGCAGAUCCGGUCAGGCAUCUGCAGUCUCUCGCUCACGACAUGUUGCAAACGUUGGUGGAAUUGCGCAAACCACCGAUGCCGAUGAGAAACACGCAUUACAGCGAAGUAUUUAUCAUGAGGGAUUUAGCGGUUGCCCUGAGUGCUUGUAUUUAUCAGUCGCUCUGCGAUUCCGACACGUUCGUGAUGAAACAUCAACAACCGGACAGUUUUCCAGCUGUCGCUGAAAUAGAAACGUUCUCCGGUGGACACUUGGUAGCCUGGAAUCGACAUCAUCGACGAUACUCGACGGACGACGGCGUCUGCAUCAACACGACGCCCUCCAAGUGGCCCGGUGUAACCAAUUUGCGCGCGUUACUGGCACGCGAGAAAGACGAGGACACGCCGAAACUAAAUAUUCUUCUUUGCGAAGCUUUCGUCGCGACCUAUAUGAGCUUGUUCGUUUAUGCUCUCUGGAGUUGCGACAGUCACAUUCUUUACAGACUCGUGGGACAAAGUUUCGACAACGGUACUUGGUCUUGCUUGUUCGGGGGUGGCGUUAAGAAAUUAUUGCGCGUCGCGAGCACGAGCAGCCAGGCUUGUGGCACGGGAACAGGAUCGACGGAGAGAUCCGGCGAUGGUACCUCGAACGAGGCCCAGACUACCGCGGGAGCUGUAUGGAAUACCAUGACAUCGCUGACCAAGCAGCGAGUAAGGUUGAAUAUGAAAUUAUUGGGCCAAUUCACUGGUCAGCAACCGAAUAUGAAAGAGGACAAACCUACCUACAGAGAACAAUUUGUGCCGCCUCAAAUGAGCAUGAUAUCGUACUUUUUAAUGAAGCCGCACAUAGAUAGCGAAUACGCGGAUGAAAUCGAUUACGAUUCGUCCGACUCUGCCGUGUCCGACAUGAAUUCAUCCGAGGACGAAGAGGACGUGUUCGACACGAAUUCGAAACAAAAGAACAAACCAAAGGACAAUACAGAGCAUUCGAACCCAAACUCGUACAGUUGGUGCAUCAUGAGAUUAGCUAUAGUGAAAAUACUGCAACGUCAACUCUCGGAUUUCUUGAACGUUGCCGGCAUAGAGAUGCAAGAAUUGCCCGUUAGUAGCCCGUUAAUUCAUGGGACGUUGGCGGUAGUGUCCCAAUGGCAGGAAACAUUGCGCGAAGAAUUAGAUAACAAGGGACCACCGCCGGUUCAUUACAUUCCUGGGUGUGCACCCGACCCGAUACCUACGCCGGGCAAACCGGCGAUACACAAAUAUCGAUCUCUACUGGAGAAAGGCAAUACACCGUUCAAUACGCGUCUAGCAUCGGCAGCGCCGGCCAAUCGACUCUGGUGUUUCUUGGUUAGACAAGAAUCGGUGCAAGACAUAUUCAUUCGAGCCGUAUUCGGGAAAAGAAGGUCGUUGUCGUCCAUACUGGAGAACAAUCAGGUUGCGAUCGACAAUUUAAAUCGUGGAACAACAACGGAAGACAAGGGUAGCGACAGCGGAACUACAAGUUUACCCGAGCCCGUUCGUAUCAUUCACAAAGAACAGGACAGCAUCAGCGCGUUUUGUCUGAACCAGGUAAAUCCAGGUUUAAUGGCGUUGGCUACUCCUCGCGAAGUUCAAGAAAUGAACAUAUCGCUGUUGCUCGAGUUGCCAUCUUGGUUGGAAGACGAAUGCGAAUUCGAUCUAAUCAAUUUGAAUAAACAGCCGGAACCGGAACCAGUACAACCGACCAGUUUCUUAGUGAUUCAGACCGCAGCGGAUCGACCGUUGCUCGCGCAGAGUCCGCAAACCAACAGUCCUCAGCCUCAGUCGGGCAUCGCGAGCCAAAGCGGAAGAGGAGCUAGCGUGAUGAAGGGGAUGCCUGCUUUUCCCGGCUCCCACGACCUGCGUUUCUGUCAGUUUGUUGCCGAUAGGAGCAAACACUUGUUGCAACCGAUCUUGAAGCAUAAAAUCGACGGCAUAAGGAGAAUUUCGUCGCAUCCACUUUUGCCGCUGUACCUGACCGGUUCUCAAGACGGCUCGGUCUCGCUUUGGGAAUGGGGACAUCAAACGGCUGUAGCGACUCCCAGGCAACCAGGAACGUUCGCGAAAGUAACUCGCGUGCGCUUCUCGCAGCAUGGAAAUAAAUUUGGUGUGGCCGAUUCCGAUGGGCAUCUCAGCCUCUUUCAAGUAGCUUGCAGGGAAGGAACUGCUCGGCCCUUCUUCAACUAUCAGUGCCAUAGUAAGGUAACGGCAGACUUUGUCUUCCUCGGCGCGUGCAGUUUAAUAGCGACUGCCGGCCAUGGUUCCGAAGGACGUAACGUUGCGCUUUGGGAUACUCUGCUUCCACAAAAUAAAUCUUUGAUUCAAGGCUUUACUUGUCACGAGCAAGGAGCCAGCUCGUUGAUACUCGCACCCCAGCAUCAGCUAUUGAUCAGUGGUGGAAAGAAAGGAGACGUCACCAUAUUUGACGUUCGACAACGACAACAACGUCACCGGUUUCAGGCUCACGAAUCAGCCAUCAAGUGUUUGGCUCUUGAUCCGCACGAAGAGUUUUUCGUCAGCGGGGCAGGAGAUGGUGAUAUCAAGAUAUGGGGUUUGACUGUUCACUCUCUGCUUUACUCUUUUCCCGGAGAACACCCUCGGUCUAGUUUUUUCAAAAAUAUCGGACAAAACAUUUUUCAGGGCGUCACGCAGUUACACGUGGACUCUGCGGGACGUUUAUUUUCCUGCGGUGCAGAUGGAUCUAUGAAAGUUCGUCAGUUGCCGGAACGCGAUUGUGUUAUACACACUUUAUAUUAAGAUAAUGGAAACAUGCUAAUCCCUGCUAAACGAAACGUUCUAAUGAAAAUACUAUUAAAUACAUACAUGAAUGUGUAUAUUCCUCGUAAAGAUUAGUUGCACGAAAUUGUACGACAAACCAAUUUCCCCCUUACAGACCGAUCAGCGGAAAGAGACCCCCCAGUCGUUUGAAUGUCUCUCUCGCUAAUCGUUGUUUCCUUAGAAAUCGCAUGUAUAUUUCCUUCUUUGAGUGUGUGUGUACAAUUUCACAAAGUACCCCAAACUUAGUACCAAAUUAUUAGUUGAUAGCAUCUGUUAAAUAAAUAUUCAGACCCGUACCUCGUAUCUAAUAUUAUGUAAUUUACUUUUCGUUGUAAGCAGCAAUUUAUUGUAUUUACAGUACUAGUAGUAAUAUUGUAAUCGAAGAAAUUUGUAAAAAAAGAAAAACAGCUUCUACCAUGUAAAGAAAUAUUUAUCGCAAACACACGGAACUGCAUAGUAUUUGAUGAAUAUGUGUGUAAGUACAUUGACGCAUUGAAAUUCCAAGUGAAAACAGUUGUUCUCAUUUUAUAUUACACCAUGUUAUCGUAAGAAUUUAUAUAUUUAUUUAUACUUGUAUUCGUCGUGUUACACGUCGACACUUUCGAAAAGAAAAGAAAAGAAAAGAAAAGAAAAGAAAAGAAAAGAAAAGAGAGGAAAGGUAUUCGAGAUGAAUUAUAUUAUACGCUUCUGCAAACGAAAUUCUAUCCAUAGAAUUUAUUCGAAGAAACAUUUCAAUGUUCCGCUAGUUAUCGUUACACCAUCAUACAAUUCAGACACGAUAGUCGUAACAUAACUGCUUUUUACACUUCUAAUUCGACAUUUUGCAAAGCAAUCGUAUAAAUUUCAAUUUCGAUGGAUUUCGCAAUCGAAUGUAUCUACAUUCUCCGAUAAUAGAUUAAAUACGCGGAAUCUUCCUCGAGUUCGUGAAUCGUAGACUUUCUCUUAUAAACGUGUGCAUGCGAAAAAUUAGC
Nomia melanderi (Alkali bee) is the source of this 11397-nucleotide messenger RNA. It is a transcript of the gene Rbcn-3A, whose product is annotated as rabconnectin-3 alpha. Gene Ontology annotation, biological process: vacuolar acidification. The record is from RefSeq and is a predicted model, not a curated record. Lineage: Eukaryota; Metazoa; Arthropoda; Insecta; Hymenoptera; Halictidae. Gene Ontology annotation, cellular component: RAVE complex. Gene Ontology annotation, molecular function: protein binding.